This is a messenger RNA of Daucus carota subsp. sativus, 768 nucleotides long. RefSeq names its product large ribosomal subunit protein eL34. Gene Ontology annotation, cellular component: cytosolic large ribosomal subunit; ribosome. The record is from RefSeq and is a predicted model, not a curated record. Gene Ontology annotation, molecular function: structural constituent of ribosome. Bases 111 to 470 code for a protein of 119 amino acids. Gene Ontology annotation, biological process: translation; ribosome biogenesis. NCBI's taxonomy places the organism in Eukaryota, Viridiplantae, Streptophyta, Magnoliopsida, Apiales, Apiaceae. The transcript has 4 exons.
AUGUAGGGUUUUAAACAGGAGAGGACAUAUAUAUAGACCUCGUAAUAGCCUAAAAACACUCUUUUGCUUCGCUAUCUCAUCAGAGUCGCCGUUAGAGAGAAAAAGAAAAGAUGGUUCAGCGUCUUACUUAUCGCAAAAGGCACAGCUAUGCCACCAAAUCCAACCAGCACAGGGUUGUCAAAACCCCCGGAGGUAGGCUGGUUUACCAGACAACUAAGAAGAGAGCUAGUGGACCUAAGUGCCCUGUUACUGGAAAGCGAAUCCAGGGGAUUCCUCAUUUGAGACCUGCUGAAUACAAGAGAUCUAGAUUGUCUAGAAACCGAAGAACUGUCAACCGUGCAUAUGGUGGAGUGUUGUCCGGAGGUGCUGUCAGGGAGAGGAUUAUCCGAGCCUUUUUGGUCGAAGAGCAAAAGAUUGUAAAGAAGGUUCUGAAGAUUCAGAAGUUAAAGGAGAAAGUUACAAAGACUUAAACAAGGGAGGCAAAAUAUAAUUCCUUACGAAUGUUUACAAGCUUGAAUCCAAUUUUGAUUUUGGUAAUUACUUAGGAAGAGAUAUGGGAAUGGUCAUUUAGCUUACCUUCAAUCGAAAUGAAUGUUUCUAGCUUAAAUUGCUUAAGACUUCUUGGGUACUUUAUCUUUGUCGACAAAUCAACUUCUAGAAUUUUAAUUUGUAUUAUUGUGUGCUUUUGACAUUGCAGUCCUGUCUGACGGUUGAUAUUUUGGUUGAUGCUUUUUUCUUUUCCUAUAUAAUAUUGUACUUCUUUGUUAA